This is a messenger RNA of Xyrauchen texanus (razorback sucker), 2274 nucleotides long. It is a transcript of the gene prph2lb, whose product is annotated as peripherin 2-like b. Gene Ontology annotation, cellular component: membrane. The transcript has 4 exons. Gene Ontology annotation, biological process: visual perception. Bases 398 to 1477 code for a protein of 359 amino acids. The record is from RefSeq and is a predicted model, not a curated record. NCBI's taxonomy places the organism in Eukaryota, Metazoa, Chordata, Actinopteri, Cypriniformes, Catostomidae.
UCAAAGUGAGUCUGGAAAGAAGUCACUAAACUCGCUUCUCACCUCUUCUCUCGUCUCUUACCUAAAACUCCAUAGGAUACUUUUUGCCAAAAGCAAUAUGACAGCGCCUAGAACCAAGAUACAUGGAUUACGAGCCAGUAUGUGAAUAUGAUAUAGCUGAACAGUACCUGUGCUGUUAUGCAGCGAAGGCCAUCAUCCAGGAGUGUAAAAAUACCUCAUCUAAGCUGCUUAUGAGGCCUUCUUUGCCUUCUUUCCCAGUUCACUUCCCUCCUCCCUGUGGAAAAUUUUCCCUGUCUUUUCCCAUUUUCCCAGGAUAUCACUCUAUAAUAAAAUUAAAGUACCUGGAGUUAAAAAAUUACCGCUUAAACUGUGAGAGUAAUACUUCUUCCCAUUUACAAUGGCAGUCUUAAAAGUGACAUUUACGAAGACAAAUAGAGACAAAUUGGCCCAGGUUUUAUGGGUGCUAAACUGGGUGUCCGUGAUAACAGGUGUCACACUUUUGAGUCUGGGCCUGUUCCUAAAAGUGGAGAUUCAGAAGAGGCAUGAGCUGAUGUCAAAGGAGAUUGACUCUGUGCCAAAUAUGCUUAUAUCUGUUGGCUUGACUGCCUGUGCGAUCAACUUCUUGGGGAGCAAGAUCUGCUACGAUUGUGUGGACACCACCAAGUUCUUGCGAUGGAAGCUGCUGAUGCUGCCUUACAUCAUAUGUACCUUUUUCUUUACGUUUUGUAUCCUUGUGGGGGCCCUGAUGUGUUAUAGCAUGCGCAACGAUCUGGAAGAGUCACUUUUUCUUGGCUUGCGUGACAGCAUGCGGUACUAUAAGGAUACAGACAUGCCAGGCCGCUGCUACAUUAAGCGCACAAUAGAUAUGCUGCAGAUGCAUUUCCAGUGUUGUGGUAAUGGAGGGUAUCGGGACUGGUUUCACAUCCAAUGGAUCAGUAACCGCUACCUGGAUAUGACCGAUAGUGAAGUGGUGGAUCGGCUACGGAGUAAUGUGGAGGGCAAGUAUCUGAAUGAUGGGGUGCCCUUCAGCUGCUGUAAUGUGCACUCUCCUCGGCCCUGUAUCCAGCAUCAAAUCACCAACAACUCAGCACACGUCAACUAUGACUACCAGAAGGAGGAGUUAAAUGUGAAUCGAAGGGGCUGCCGACAGGCCCUACUUGAACACUACACACAGAUCAUGCAGUCCAUUGGUUUAAUUGUUCUCAUCAUCUGGCUUUUUGAGAUCUCUGUGCUGACAGGAGUGCGAUAUCUUCAGACAGCCAUGGAAAAUCUAUUGAGGUUAGGGGACCCUGACUCAGAAUCUGAUGGAUGGCUUCUGGAGAACAGUAUUGCUGAUACUGCCCGUUAUAACUUCAACAUCAUCAAGAACUUGGGCAAGUGCUACCAGGUGGAUGAUGACCCCAACAUUGAUGUUCCAAGCACAAGCCAGCAAACACAAGAGAAUGUCCCCACCAGCCAAAUCACAAAGGCCAGGUAGAAUAAGAGACAUGUAAAUGCAAACUCUGGACAUUGAGACUUGAACCAGCCUUCCAAAAAUGGCAGCCUUGAAGAGGCAAAUCAAGCUCUGCAUUGCAGCUUAAUAUAUUUGACUCUUUACUCAAAGUACACAAAGUUGAAAGAAUAUGAAGAAUGAACUUGACAGAAGUCGGAACAGUUUUACUAUAUUAAAAAGGUGAUCGCUGUUUAAUGCAAUGUAAUCCUUGUGCCAUACAUAAGGAAAAGGAAAAUGAAGGAAUCUUUGCAAGAGCACUGUUAAAUGAUGGGGAAGGACAUAAAGGGUGCAGAACUGAUUUGUACAAACUCUACAGCCAGUCAAUCUCAAUAAUCAACCAAUCUUAUUUUACAGGAUAUGCAAAUGCAAUUCUAAAAAGGGAGAAAAAUCUAGAGACCGAUGACUUACAAAGAAAACCUAGGAUGAACGUGAUGAUAACAAGACUGUAAAGGUGGUAGUGGGAGAAAUUUGUGCCUCUACCCUGUAAUGAAGAUUAUUUUGCUCAUCCUAAUAAUAUCUUAAAUAAUAUGUAGUACUGUGAAAAGGGUUCAAAUAAAAGGCCUUUUGUUCCAUAAGAAGGUAUUUCCAUCCAUAAACUAUAAAAUGCCUUUUGGAAUCCAAAAAGGAUCUUUUUCUCAUUCAGUUACUUGCUCGGUUUGUGUCAUCGUAGGUUUGUAUUCAAUUUCACAACUAGUGAACCAUAUUAUCUGGAGAAUUACUGUAUCUUACUGUAAACUGUACAGUGUUUUCAACUGGUCUCAACUCAUCACAAGCACUCUCAG